Messenger RNA from Klebsormidium nitens, 1921 nucleotides. Lineage: Eukaryota; Viridiplantae; Streptophyta; Klebsormidiophyceae; Klebsormidiales; Klebsormidiaceae. The record is from the annotation of a GenBank genome assembly.
GUUUAAUUUCUAGAACCCUAUCUUUUAAUGGGCGAAUCUGCUCCGCUCCUUCGUUUGAGAAAGCUGGAGCAACGGCCACUGCCGAAACCCUAAUUCAUGCUGAAGCCUGCUUGAGAACGUCAGCGGCCUGACAGCGGCACUCGAAGGAUACUACAUGGAGAAGCUUGAGCUCCAGGGCAGGAGCGCCCCCCUCGCUGUCAGGCGACUCAGCUCCCCCUUCCCUUCACCAGCUUCGGCACAUGAACCAGCUCGCUGCCCCAGCUCUUCUCCUGGCAGAAGGAAAAGCAGGCGAAGUCUUCCAGCUGAGAUGGACCAUUUAGUGAGAAAGAGUCCUUCUGGGGCUGAUCUUGAUGGGGCUGGUUUUGUGAUUGAAAAGGCAGCAGGUGGAAAGGAGAGGGGGCCAACUGGGGAGGCAGGGGGGAGACAGAAUGCGGUCUGUCUUGCAGAUGUAGUGGCAAAGGGGUUGGCAGCGGUGUCAAAAACCGGUCAGGACACUUUUCUUUUAGGGGCCUCCGGGACCCCCGUCAUGGCGAGGAGUUUGAUAGAUGGGGUCACAUCUGCGGGCGUGCAAGAGGAAGCAAAGGGUGGGAACAGCCAGGAGUAUGCCGGUUCAGAUAAGCACACUGGACCCACUGUUCCUCAAGAGCAAGCAGAGACCGGGUCUAACGGUCCUGCAGUUGUCUCAGGAAAGCUGGUCACUGGUCUUGAGGAGCAAUUCGAUUGCUUGGGAGAAGAAGCAUCACUACGGGGAGAGUUGGCAAGCCAGCCACGUGCAUCCGCUAAGUCACCAAGCGAAGCGUCGUCAAUAUCUCAGAAGGCGAAUCCUCGGAAAUCAAACACAUCGUCCAACGCCGGCGACACUGCCGCAAAGGCCCCACUCUCGCCAAGGAUGUCGUCGCUCACAACUGAAGCAAAGGCCCGAAUGAAGGUACCAGCCAAACGGAACCCAACCUCAGAGCCCCGUACACCCGAACCUGUCCCAGUGAGCUCUCAGCCCCUGUCCCCGGCUGCCGAAGCGAAGCCCCGGGCGCAAACCCCGGGCAUUCGCAUGCACGUGGCUUCCCCCAACCAUCCCGGAACGUCUCCUACCAAGCACCCCCGGGGCGUUCUGACCCCACAACCAUUGCACCUAGCCUCGCUACCGAAACGCUCCCCUGAUCCCUCUGGCACUAUGAGCCCCCCCGGGCCUAAAAGUCCCCAGAAAACGCUGAGCCCCCGGGGCGCUCUGAGCCCCACUGGUGGGAUUCCGAGGGAUCCCCCCAGGGGGGCAAGGAGGAGCUCCACGCUGAGCUUGCCGGCUGAGGGCGAGACCGGGGCGGGCAGCCCGUCCACUUCGCCCGAGAGCGCGGCGCGGGCGGAGGCGCUGCAGCGCGCGACGCAGCUGCGGCUGGAGAAGUGGCGGGCGGAGCAGGAGGCGAGCGCGCUCAAGGCCAAACGGCUGGAGGACACCAAGAGGGAAGAGGAGCGGAGGCGGCGCGAGACUGCGCUCGAACUGAAAGAGAAGCGAAGGGCCGAGAUCUACGCUUUGAAUCACAAGCUGCGGGAAGAGGAAGAGCGGCGGGUGGACGCGUACCGGCGAGAACGAGAGCGGCGAGAUCGAGAAAGCGGGGCCGACGCUAAGACGACCGCCUCGCCGCGUCCGCUCGCACUGAAUAUGAGCGGCCAUCAUAUGGCCGCCUGAUUCUCUGUCACUUAAAUAGGAAGAGGUCGUCGUCGAUGCGGUUUCUAACGAGUCAACUGUAUCAUAAAUGUCGUAAGGAACUACUGCUACGAUCCUCCUAAUCGUGGUGCAGAGACUAGGAUGGGGCGCACCUGCAAGGGGUGCUGGAGCGCCCAAGUCGAGCAUGUUGCGCCUUAGGGAUGUAGCAAACGCGAGAUCCGACGGGACGGAACAUUCAUAGAAGGUACUAAUAAGGGGGGU